This is a messenger RNA of Lycium barbarum (goji berry), 2109 nucleotides long. RefSeq lists its product as uncharacterized. Bases 706 to 1755 code for a protein of 349 amino acids. The transcript has 3 exons. NCBI's taxonomy places the organism in Eukaryota, Viridiplantae, Streptophyta, Magnoliopsida, Solanales, Solanaceae. The record is from RefSeq and is a predicted model, not a curated record.
UUUCAUUUCAGUCUCUCACAUUUUUCUUCCCCCACAUAAAAGGAACUAACAAGCUUCAAAUAAAUGAACAAAUAAAUAAAUCCACGAGAUCACCAGAUCUAGUAGCUUUUUUUAUUUUAUUUUUUUAUUUCUUAUCUUUAUUGAUACUUAAAGGAUGCAUUUUACAACAAUACUUCUACUUUUCUAGAGGUGUAUUCAUCAAAAUGUGUAACUGAAACUGGGUUACGUUCUUUUUUAUUAAUUUAUUUUUCGGGGCUAGUAAUAAAGAUUGUAUCUUUAUAGUUAAUAUUAAUUUUUGGAGAUUGUUAGUUGAUCAAAAUAUGUAGAUUGAAACUGGGUUAGGUUCUUUUAAUUGUUUUUGGGUUUUAUUUAUUUGGGCUGGUAAUAAUUUGAUCUACAGAUAAUUCUGCUUUUCUUUUUUCUUUUUUCUUUUUUCUUUUUUCUUUUUUCUUUUUUCUUUUUUUGAUUGUUAGUUGAUCAAAUUAUGUAGAUUGAAACUGGGUUAUGUUCUUUUAAUUAUUAUUUUUUUGGUUUUAUUUAUCUGGCUGGUAUUAAAGAUACAAUCUUUAUUGAUAUUCAGAUCAUUCUUUUUUUUUGGUAGAUUGUUAGUUUGAUCAAAAUAUGUAGAUUGAAACUGGGUUGGGUUCAUUUUUCUUUAUUUUUCCUCAAUUUUUUUUUGGCGGGAGAGAUUUUGAUUGUUUAGUAAUGAUGACGUCAUCAUCACCGCCACCGACGGGCGGUGGCAGCGAUGGAGGAGGAGGAGGGGGGAAUCAUAUAGAACACCAGGUUUCUAAAUUUGAUACCCUUCCUGGUGUAGCUAUCAGAUAUGGCGUUGAGGUAGCUGAUAUUAAGAGGUUGAAUGGGCUGGUUUCGGAUCUCCAGAUGUUUGCUCGAAAGACACUUCAAAUACCAUCACCUGGGAGGCAUCCACCAUCACCCGUUGUCUCAAAUGGUCAAGACCCCCAAGGACCAAGCAGCUCUGAGCAGACCCCUUCAAGCAAUCGAUAUGAUUUGUUUGGUUCAUUUCAAUCCCUGAAAUUGAAGUCUUCCCCGCAGCCAAGAGUUUCACCAGCCAUGAGCUCUUUAUUAGGUUAUCAGGGUACUAAACCGGCAGAUCAGAAAGUUGCAUCUGAAGGUUUUGAAAUGGCUGUCUAUCGGAAAGGAGUAUCACAUUAUUUAGAAGAUGGACCGUUUAUCAAGUCAACUCCUCCUCAUCAUCCUAAUCCACCAAUCGGUCUGCAUAGAAAAUGUAAAAGUGUAGCUAAUGAAUUGUCAGAGAAUGGAGUAGAUAGCACAGAAAAUGGACAUGAUAGAGUGUUCGAGAAAUUGGCGAGAAGGCGUCAGAAGUCUGAGGCUGAUUUCAGUUCCCGCACCCCAGAAGUGCUGUUGAAAGAAGAUAAUAACAGCAGUGGCGGGACCGGGUUUUCUGCUGCUGCUGGAAAGGGUUUGGCUUUGCGACCUAAGUCUGCUAGUCGAACUCUCUCUGGACCGGAUACCGAGGCAAGUUCAAUAAAUCCUAUCCCUAUCUUGUUGAACGAUUCUUUUCUGAACGAAAGCGCAAGUGUGAGGAAGUCAUCGAGUACACCGAGUUUGCAGGAAUCGGAGAGUGGCACAUUAUCUUCUCUGUGGCCAACAACAAAGUGGAAUUUGAAGCCGGAUUUUCAGGCAAUAUCUACUGCAGCAAUUACAAAACCAAUCUUCGAUAGCCUUCAAAAGCCAAUUGGUGCUCGAAAAAGCAAGACUGCUGUUGAUUAGCAAUUCUUUCUCCAUAUCUUGUUAGUCCUCCCUCUAACACAUAGUAGAACCUGAAAACUAGCUUUAGAAGUGAAACUCUAAAUGCCUUCUUAUUGCUAUAAUUUUAUCUUUUCCUUCAUUUCCUUUUUUGUAUUGCAAAAUUUUGGUUCAUGUGUACCAUUAGCAAAAGGUUAAGUUUAUUCUUGGAGUUGAAAAUUUGUAGCAGCACAGCAAAGAUUACUGUGUAGUAGAAAUUUUUGUUGCUUCAUGGACCUUCCAAAUCCUAUAUAUGUUAAUUACAUAUUUAGGUCUAUUUAUCUGUAAUUGGAGGAAAGAACAUUGGUUAUUUAUAUAAUAUUAGACAUUCUUUCUGCA